GUUUUUCGCCGAAGCGCCUCGCGAAACGUCCGUAUAAAAUUCUCCAGUGUUGAAUCGUACAUACACCGCAAAACAUGCGUCUGAAACCGGAUUUCCGUACGUUAAGAUGAAGCAGUGUCGAUUAUGUACCAGUUAUAUCGCUCUAUUAUUUUUGGCUGUAUGUUUUAACUCAGAUUCCCGAGGGAUAUUCGUGUCCGGUGACGAUGGAGACUUGCGAACCGUACAUGUGUCGGACAAUACGUCCGAGAACGGAAGUGCACCGGUGGUUGGGGUGCAAGACGCCCCGCUGGAACCCAGCGUCGAUGCGGAAACGUUGAUGCCCGAAAAGAACGGAGAAAAUACGGAAUCAUAUCAUCAGCAGAUUUUCACUGAAGUCGCCAGUCAAAAUUCUGGAAUACCAAAUGAAAUUGUUAACAACGGAGCGCCGGUCGUGCUCACUCUGUCCGACACGGCGACAACGGAGCUGCAACAGAGGGCGGACAUGACUACGUCCCCGCCUACGGUCUCCCCCGGCGGUAACAAUCGUUCGGAGUCCACGUCCGAAACGGAAGCGGACACAGGUUCGCCGCCCCCAACUAUCGACAGGAACGCGACGGCGGAGGAACGGCCGGAGGACAUGCCGUCAUUUUCUGAAUGGGCUCAGAAACGACUCGAGGAGGCGGAACGCAAGGAACAGGUCAAUUCGUCCGUUCAGGGCGACAAGGCGCAGACGGCGUCGAACGGCAAACAAGGAUCCGGCGCCAAGUUGCGGUGGAAGAACUACGCGUCGCUCGACUGCGGCGCCAAGGUUAUCGCCUCGAAUCCCGAGGCGGUAAGUCCGUGGGCGGUGCUAUCGCCGUCCAAGGACGAGUACAAACUGAACACGUGUACCAGUCGGAUUUGGUUCGUCGUCGAAUUGUGCGAGGCGAUACAGGCGAAAAAGAUAGAUCUGGCCAACUACGAAUUGUUCUCGUCGUCGCCGCGAGACUUUGCGGUUACCGUCGCAGACAGGUUUCCGACCAGGGAAUGGACGACUGUCGGACAGUUCACCGCAUUAGACGAGCGGGACGUUCAGAGCUUCGAUCUGGAGCCUCGUAUGUUCGGCAAGUAUAUACGAGUGGAGAUAAAAUCGCAUUACGGCGCCGAGCAUUUCUGUCCCAUUUCCUUGUUCCGGGUGUACGGCACCUCCGUGUUUGAGGUGCUGCAAAAGGACGAUCCGGCUCACGACGACGCCAGAACUGACGAGGACGAUGACGACGACGAGACCGAGGAAGUCGGCGACUCGCCUAAAAACCUGUUCAGCUCCGCCACCGAUGCGGUCAUCUCGAUGGUGAAGAAAGCCGCAGAAGUACUCGGCAACAAACAAAACAAGACUCGUAACAGCUCCGGCAACGACACCCAACGUUACACGCCAUUAGUGCACGCCUGUACCACUCCAAGCCACCUGGUGGUGUGCAACGGAUGCAGCGACACCCUCUUCGGCCGAGUCUUCGAACUACUGAGUUGCAACUCUGCUUACAUCCGCAAUUUGAUUGCGGUGCCUUUUAUAGGAGCCGCUCUUCGUAACUCGGACGUCUGCGAAUCUUACGGUCUGGAUCUGCGCGACAAAACUGCGAACAAAAGUACUUAUGGCUGUGCAGAAUGUGUCAGGUCCUUUUUUCCGGAUCGGUUUUUGGCCGCCAUGUGUAACACCGUCGCUAUUCUCGAUAACAAGGUCGUGCUGAACAUUAGUCAACAAUUCAACAACGUGACGAAAAACGCCUCGGCGGGCGACGAAAUGAUUGUGGACGUUUCGACCACGAAACCUCAAAAUAAAAUCGAAAUGCUAACUAAAGAAGUAGAAUUGCAGGAGGAUGAAACAAUUAAACCGACUGAGCCACUCGUUCUUGACGAAACGGAAACAAAAACCACCACCAUUUCUAGUGACCCUUCAAUAACAUCCCAAAUAAAACCGACAAAAGCAUCAGACGUGGACGUUAACCAUCUAACUGACACCAGCACGGUUUCUGCGUCCAUGGAAAACGAAAUGGUACCUCCCAACCAAUCGGAACAGCAAGUUGCGCCUUCGGAUGUGCCGGAAGUUCCGGAACACUCGCCGUCCGAAUCGUCCGCCUCGCCCGAUAUGAUCGCCUCUUCGCCCGUCGAAUCAACAGUUGGUGUCGUACAGGAUGAUCACAUGGAUAAUUUGCUGUCGGAAUUCAGUGGCGAAACGCACGUAAACAGCGUAAAUCCGACGGCUGCGACGCCUCCUAACGCCCAAAAAGAAUCGGUGUUUCUCCGUUUGUCCAACAGAAUCAAGGCACUGGAGAGAAAUAUGUCGCUGUCCAGUCAGUAUUUGGAAGAACUAAGUCGCAGAUACAAGAAACAAGUGGAAGAAAUGCAGAAACUCCUCGAACGUACCAUUUCAACACUGACGGAGGAAAGUAGAAAGAAGGACGAGCGUAACAAAGAACUGGAAGACCGUCUGGACAACUUGACCAAGUCGGUGGAAAUGUUGCUGGCAGAACGGAAAGGAUGGCCUUCGUUUUUGUGGCCGCUGUUGGUGUGCGCGGUCGCCCUCGGCAUCGCGCUCGCGCUGAGACGCGGCGAAGUUAGUGAGGUGACGCGCAAUGCGGUCAGAAUGGAGAGAAGAAAAUCCAUAGACGUGGUAGGUCACAAUCCGCCCGUCGUCAAGAAAAAACGGAGACCCAGCGAUCAAGCUCUGAAGAUUUACAGGUCGAUUUCGAGCGGCGAGAACGAGAGGAAACUGAAGGAGAGAAAGAAGAGGAAACGUACGAAACCGUUGAAACGGUCGGGGUCGAUGGAAAACCUGAACGGCGAUUGGAUAGAUGACAGGAACCAGAGGAUCGAAGAAGUGCCUUUCGCCUUGGACGAAAUGGAACAUUCCACAUUGGAAGAUUUGCCGGUGCCGUCGGAUUUGGGCAAAAUCGACGUGCCCGAUUUCGUACAGACCGCGGCGAGUGCGAGACUGAGUCGUUCUAGUCAAAAUACGGAGUCGGAGGAGAAAAUGAUGAAAGGAAAAAAGUCCAAGAGUUUGGACGAGAGCAACAAUAAAAUUGUUAUUCAGGCAUUCAACGGAAACGGCACUGCUAACAGUAGUUCGGAUGAGACGCCCAAAAAGGAACGGAAAGGCUUCAAGAAGCUGUUGAAAAAAGUGUUUUGAAAAAAUGUGGCGUUUUUAAGGGUAAUAAAUUCAAAGUAUAUUUUAUUUGUACAUAAUUUCUAUUUAUUGAGGCCAAACUGUUUUGUUUUCUUUUUGGUGGUACAGUCAGAUGAGAGACUGAUUAGUGUAGAGAAUUUACCUUUAAAAAUACCUUACUUUAGGAAUCAUAUUUUUUUUAUCUCAAAUAUUUUACAAAUGUACCUCCUAUUCAUAGAUAGUAAGUCCAAUUAAUUUUAUAUUUGUGUGUGUGUGUGUGUGUGUGUAUGUAUGAGUGUGCGUUGACUUAUUUAUUUUUACGUAUCAAUCAGUCCGUUUGUAAAAUAUUUGCCAAUCUAUUGUGUUCUAUAUAUAUUGAAAUUCCUGUUUGGUAUGCUGUGAUAAAAGAUAUUUUUUUUUUAUUAAUUUAUCAUUAUAAGUCGGUGAAAUUAGACGAAUUGUUUGUUAAACGUAUGUAUUAAAAUGCAGUUGAAAAUUGCUUUAAAUAUAGAACAUUUACCGUUAAUUUUUAUUUACUUAUGUACUUUACAUAAUCGUAAGCACUGGAAAAGAUUCGAGAGACAUGAAAUAUCUUAAGAAUAAAACACUAAACAGUA
Messenger RNA from Aethina tumida (small hive beetle), 3735 nucleotides. Its product is annotated as SUN domain-containing ossification factor. Gene Ontology annotation, biological process: protein folding in endoplasmic reticulum. Lineage: Eukaryota; Metazoa; Arthropoda; Insecta; Coleoptera; Nitidulidae. The record is from RefSeq and is a predicted model, not a curated record. The coding region runs from base 107 to 3142 and encodes 1011 amino acids. The transcript is spliced from 7 exons. Gene Ontology annotation, cellular component: cytoplasm; membrane.